Molecule: messenger RNA, 2467 nt
Organism: Drosophila novamexicana
Lineage: Eukaryota; Metazoa; Arthropoda; Insecta; Diptera; Drosophilidae
Gene: Gprk1
Product: G protein-coupled receptor kinase 1
Exons: 15
Coding region: 244-2346 (700 amino acids)
Biological process (GO): regulation of signal transduction; G protein-coupled receptor signaling pathway; protein phosphorylation
Molecular function (GO): G protein-coupled receptor binding; G protein-coupled receptor kinase activity; ATP binding
Source: RefSeq, a predicted model, not a curated record
CCAUAUCAAUAAACGCAUUGGUAAACAGCGUUUUCAGUCGUGUUCAAAAUAAGAAAUAUUAUUAAAUUCGGGCAAAAACGCAUAAGACUAUUAUUGAUCAUUUAUAGAAAAACUCUAAUUUAUUCUAAGUUGUUAUAUACCUUGGUGCUUUCAAGUUGAAAAAUUGUUUGUUUCAUUAAGUUCACUUCUUUCAAAGCGAGCCAUAUAAACGUAAACAAAUCACAUAUUGUAUAAACUACUAAAAUGGCAGAUUUGGAAGCUGUUUUAGCUGAUGUCAGCUAUUUGAUGGCAAUGGAAAAGUCAAAGUGCACUCCAGCAGCAAGAGCCAGCAAAAAAUUAAUUUUACCGGAUCCCAGCGUUCGAAGCGUUAUGUACAAAUACCUUGAGAAGGAAAACGAACUCAACUUCCACAACAUUUUUAAUCAGAUUAUAGGCUACUUGUUGUUUAAGGACUUCUGCGAGAAUGAUUCUGAUGAACCUAUUCAACAGUUAAAGUUUUAUGAGCAGAUAAAAAACUUUGAAAAAACCGAGUGUUAUGAGGAGCGAAAAAAAAUGGCUAGAGAAAUAUAUGAUAAUUUUAUAAUGGAAGAAAUGCUGUCACACACAUAUGAAUACUCGAAAGAUGCCGUCGCUAAUGUCCAAAAGUAUUUAUUGAAAAAUGAAGUUCCUGUCAAUUUAUUUGAACCGUACAUGGAUGAAAUCUUUGGGCAACUUAAGGGUAGACCGUUCAAAAAGUUUUUGGAAAGUGACAAAUUCACGAGAUUUUGCCAAUGGAAAAACCUGGAGCUUAAUAUACAAUUAUCUAUGAAUGACUUUAGCGUACACAGAAUAAUUGGUCGCGGAGGCUUUGGAGAAGUCUACGGUUGUCGAAAAGCCGAUACUGGAAAAAUGUACGCAAUGAAAUGUUUAGACAAAAAACGUAUUAAAAUGAAGCAGGGUGAAAUGCUAGCAUUAAAUGAACGCAAUAUGUUACAAGCCGUUAGCACAGGAAUUGAUUGCCCUUUCAUCGUGUGCAUGACGUAUGCGUUUCACACCCCAGAUAAGCUUUGUUUUAUAUUAGAUUUGAUGAAUGGUGGAGACUUGCAUUACCACCUCUCACAACAUGGAGUUUUCAGUGAAGAUGAAAUGAAAUUUUAUGCUGCCGAGGUUAUUUUGGGUUUGGAACAUAUGCAUAAACGCUAUAUUGUCUAUCGAGAUUUAAAACCUGCAAAUAUUUUACUGGAUGAAAAUGGUCAUAUUCGAAUAUCUGAUUUAGGCCUGGCAUGUGAUUACUCAAGAAAAAAACCUCAUGCUUCAGUGGGCACGCACGGAUAUAUGUCACCAGAAGUAUUAUCAAAGGGAACAUCGUACGAUUCGUGCGCGGAUUGGUUUAGCUUUGGAUGCAUGCUUUACAAGCUUCUGAAGGGUCAUUCCCCAUUCCGCCAACAUAAAACAAAAGAUAAACAUGAGAUCGACAGAAUGACAUUAACUAUGAAUGUUGAACUUCCAGAUUCAUUUUCAGUGGAAUUAAGGAAUUUAUUGGAUAUGCUUCUUCAAAGAGAUGUACCUAAGCGUCUCGGUUGUAUGGGGAAUGGUGCUGACGAAGUCAAAAUGCAUAAUUUUUUUUCUGGAAUUGAUUGGCACCAGGUUUAUAUUCAAAAAUACACUCCGCCAUUAGUGCCACCUCGAGGCGAAGUGAAUGCGGCUGAUGCCUUUGAUAUCGGCUCUUUUGACGAGGAAGAUACGAAAGGCAUUAAGCUGAAUGACAAUGAUCAGGAUCUCUAUAAGCACUUCUCAUUAACGAUUUCGGAAAGGUGGCAACAGGAAGUGUCUGAGACUGUAUUUGAAACAAUCAACGCGGAAACUGAUAAAAUAGAGCACAAAAAGAAAGCUAAACAAAAACAACACUUUGACGCAGAUGAAAAAGAAUCGGACUGCAUACUGCAUGGAUACAUAAAAAAAUUAGGAGGAUCAUUUGCUUCAUUAUGGCAAACUAAAUAUGCUAAAUUAUAUCCGAACCGUUUGGAACUUUAUUCAGACAGUGGAAAUAACAAACCAGAACUUAUAUUUUUGGACCAAGUUGAAGAUGUUUCAUCUGAUUUUGUACACUACAAAAACGAACAAUGUAUUCAAAUUCGUGUUAAUGACGGCAGUCGUGAUGGCAGAAUUAUUUUGACAAAUUCGGAUGAAAUUGGCUUAAAAGAAUGGGCGUUGUCAUUGAGAUCGGCCCACAAAAUGUCACAAGACCUUCUAGGAUCCAUGGCUAAAAAAGCUGGAAAAAUUUAUGGAAGUGAACGGGACGCAAACAAGUCAAUGUAUAUUUUGGGAGGGAACUGUUCGACGACAUCGUCCAAUGGCUCUAAAUAAGUAUUAGAUAUAAUGGAAUUUAUUAUAACAUAUAAUAGGUUUCCAGCUUUGAAACUCAUAAAACAAAUAGUUUCAUUCACUAAGAAAUGAAUCCUAAUAAAACACAUCUUGUAAAAUCACA